Colius striatus (speckled mousebird) is the source of this 1272-nucleotide messenger RNA. RefSeq names its product solute carrier family 24 member 5 (gene SLC24A5). Gene Ontology annotation, molecular function: calcium channel activity; calcium, potassium:sodium antiporter activity. Gene Ontology annotation, cellular component: membrane. Gene Ontology annotation, biological process: calcium ion transmembrane transport; intracellular calcium ion homeostasis; melanocyte differentiation. The transcript has 8 exons. The coding region runs from base 1 to 1272 and encodes 423 amino acids. The record is from RefSeq and is a predicted model, not a curated record. Lineage: Eukaryota; Metazoa; Chordata; Aves; Coliiformes; Coliidae.
AUGUUUCUGGCCGUGUCCAUUGUGUGCGAUGAUUACUUCUUACCUUCUCUAGAGAUCAUCAGCGAAUGCCUUGGCCUCUCUCAGGAUGUUGCUGGAGCAACUUUUAUGGCUGCUGGAAGCUCUGCUCCAGAGCUUGUCACUGCUUUCCUAGGUGUCUUUGUGACAAAGGGAGACAUCGGCGUCAGCACCAUCCUUGGAUCAGCAAUCUAUAAUCUUCUUGGUAUUUCUGCAGCUUGUGGGCUGUUUUCCAGCAUGGUUUCGAGGCUAUCCUGUUGGCCGCUGUUUAGAGACUGUCUGGCAUAUACAAUUAGUGUAGCAGCGGUCGUCACGAUGAUAUCCGACAACAGAAUUUACUGGUAUGAAAGUGCAUCCUUGUUAUUGAUAUAUGGGUGUUAUAUUCUGGUACUAUGUUUUGAUAUUAAAAUCAACCAAUACCUCAUGAAAAAGUUCAGUCCCUGCUGUACAUGUUUUACAAAAGCCAUAGAAGAGAACGCAGAGCAGCAGCCGCUGGUUGGAUGGAGGGAAGAGAGUGGACCUCUAAUACGUCAACAGUCAAGAACAGAUAGUGGAAUUUUUCAAGAGGAGCUGAAUUACUCUCAACUUUCAACAAGCUUACAUGGGCUUGAUGAAAUCUCUGAAGAUCAUCCAAGUGUCUUCACCAUGCCUGAAGCAGAUAUGAAGAGAAUCUUGUGGGUGUUAUCCCUUCCUAUUAUUACACUUCUCUAUUUGACUAUACCAGAUUGCAGAAGACAGUUUUGGAGGAACUGGUUCAUUGUGACAUUUUUAAUUUCAGCAGCAUGGAUUUCUGUAAUAACUUAUGUCCUCGUAUGGAUGGUAACGAUAGCAGGAGAAACACUGGGAAUUCCAGAGUCAGUAAUGGGUCUCACACUACUAGCAGCAGGAACAAGUGUACCAGAUACAGUUGCAAGUGUGCUGGUGGCUCGAAAAGGAAAUGGAGAUAUGGCCAUGUCUAACAUUGUAGGAUCCAACGUAUUCGAUAUGCUCUGUUUGGGAAUACCCUGGUUUAUAAAAACUGCCUUCAUAAAUACAUCAGGACCCAUAGAAGUGAACAGCAAUGGUUUGACAUACACAGCCAUUUCUCUUAUCUGUUCUGUUGGUUUUAUUUUUCUGGCAGUUCACCUGAAUGGCUGGAAAAUAGAUAAAAAAUUGGGAGCAAUUUGUCUUGUACUGUACUUAGUCUUUACUGUAUUGUCAAUUUUAUAUGAACUUGGCAUCAUAGGGAACAAUCCCACAAGGGUCUGUGGUAACUAG